This is a messenger RNA of Pocillopora verrucosa, 3492 nucleotides long. RefSeq names its product tubulin polyglutamylase ttll6. Lineage: Eukaryota; Metazoa; Cnidaria; Anthozoa; Scleractinia; Pocilloporidae. The record is from RefSeq and is a predicted model, not a curated record. Gene Ontology annotation, biological process: microtubule cytoskeleton organization; protein polyglutamylation. Gene Ontology annotation, cellular component: cilium. Gene Ontology annotation, molecular function: tubulin-glutamic acid ligase activity; tubulin binding.
AUCCGACAUAAACUAAACGACAAAGUAUUAUGGCUUCCAAAGAGCUGUGGAUCUAAAGGCGUUUACAUCAUUUAGUUCAACUGAAUUCGAUUUUAAAAGGAGCAUAGCAGUUUGUUAUGGCUGAUAAUGAACUUGAGGGUGAAAUCAGUGACAACGAGAGCGAUUUGAGCCUUCGGGGAGAGAGCGAAUGUGAAGGCGAAGAUAGCGGUGGGGAAGAUGUUCGGGAACCCGUUACUGGAACGACAUCAGACGAUCGAGCCGCUACUCCUAAGAAAUCAAAGGCCAAGAAGAAGAAGAAAAAAUGGAUGAAUGUGUGCUUGACUAACUGCAAGUAUGAAAGUGUUCGCAGGGUAUCGAAACGAUUUGGCAUGAAGGAGGUUGGUGAAGAUGAAGAUUGGGCUUUGUUCUGGACAGAUUGCUCUGUUGCUUUGGAACGUUGUAUGGACAUGAAACGUUACCAGAAAAUAAAUCAUUUUCCUGGUAUGAGUGAGAUUUGUCGCAAGGAUCUUCUGGCAAGAAACAUGAACCGUUUAUGGAAACAGUUUCCCAAGGAGUAUGCUGUGUUUCCUAAAACAUGGUGCUUGCCAGCAGAUUAUGGAGAAUUGCAAGCCUACUGUCGACAGAAGAAGAAUAAAACAUUUAUUCUCAAACCAGAUAGUGGUAGCCAAGGAAAGGGUAUUUUCCUGACAAAGAAUCCAAAGGAUAUUAAGCCAGGUGAACACAUGGUUUGUCAGCAGUAUGUUUCCAAGCCUUUUCUUAUCGAUGGAUUUAAGUUUGAUCUGAGGGUGUAUGUGCUGGUUACAUCUUGUGAUCCUCUGAGAAUAUUUGUUUAUGAGGAUGGCCUGGGAAGAUUUGCUACUUUAAAGUACAUGGAACCAAGUAACCACAAUGUGGAUGACACUUGCAUGCACCUUACAAACUAUGCUGUAAACAAACACAGCAAAGAUUUUAUCAGAGAUGAAGAAACUGGGAGCAAAAGACGGAUAACAACAGUAAACAGGUGGUUUACAGACAAUGGUUAUGAUGUCAAAGAAAUCUGGGCAUCAAUAGAGGAUGCUAUUAUUAAAACUUUAAUCACAGCCCAUCCAAUACUGAAACACAACUACAGGACCUGUUUUCCAAACCACAACAAGGGCAGUGCUUGUUUUGAAAUCCUAGGCUUUGAUAUUCUGCUUGAUAAAAAGUUGAAAGCUUGGGUUUUAGAGGUAAACCAUUCCCCAAGUUUUACCACUGACUCACCCCUUGAUAAAGAAAUCAAAGAGGGACUGAUGUUGGAUGCCCUCACUCUUCUUAAUUUUGGGGCAUGUGAUCGCCGCAAGAUACUCGAGGAAGACAAAAAGAGAGUACGGGACAGACUUCUACAGAAACAGAGGCCUAAAGAGAACAAGAGAGAUGAUUUUGAAAACCAAUCACAGUAUAUUGAGUGGUUGAAGAAGUAUGAAGACAGUCACAUGGGUAAAUACAGACGUAUUUACCCUGAAGGAAAUGAAGAAAAAUAUGCUGUGUAUUUCGAGAACAGUUGUUCUUUGUUUCAAGAGACGGCAGCCUCCAAGGCUCGAAUAGAGUGUGCCAGGGUUCAACGUGAACAAAUCAUGGCCAAACAACAAGAAAUGGAGAAUGCAAGGCUCAAAAACAGUGGGAGGGCUCCCAAGGGAUCCAAAGAUGGUCUUAGGCCAGAGAGUCCUCAUAGUCGAAGGCCAAGAAGGCCUCCGGUUAGGAAGAUGGUCCAACCUGGUAAACCAAAAUUUGAGGUUGGCAGAAGAACCGGCCAGGAGCAAACGGACACCACCAAACCAAUGACGAUAUCAGAGGAAGAAGAAUUGGAGAGAAUCACUUCCCUUCUUCAGCGGGAUAAUCUGAUAAGAGGGCUGGGUGUGGUCGAGUUUGUGUACAAACUGUUACACUGCACACCCGGAACUGGAGGGCCACAGAAAAACUGCUCUUUACAUCACUCGAACACCUAUAAAGACUCGUCUUCCAAAGGUAGCUCUGUUGGCGGCCGUGAGAUAGGAGGCAGCCUGGGUGACAAACAUUCGGCCAUGUAUGGCUCUAUGGGAUUGCUGUCAGCAUCUGGAGCAGUAGCCGCUGUUAACAAUACAGUCGCAGCUCAGUUGUCUCGGUUCCAGACCUAUCAACCCGCCUCUCUGUCUGCUGUUAUGAAUUUGAAAUCCCUCAAUCAACAAGCCACUUUAUCACGAAACGAUCGUCGUGCUCUUGCGUCAGUCGGUAUAGUACCAUCAGCUCCCACGGGGUUGCCCAAACACAGAUACGGCUCAAGAAAACUUUCCACAAGUGGCAGAGCAGUUAACGGCAAUCCAGAUUACGACUGGAGAUCAGGAUCAACGACUGGUAUCGAGGCCAGUAGCCUUGCUUAUAGUUUGAUUGAUCCUAGACUCGAUAACCAACCAAACACCUCGCUCAGACGCCGGUCUUUGAGCGCUACAGGGCUUAAAACUUGUGGUGAUUCCACUCAAGGAACACGCGUGGUGAAUCCGCGCGUUUUGGCAGCGGGUGGCGUGGCAGGGUCACAGACCAAUCUCUCCAGUCCAGGAGUAGUGUCGCCUGGUGUUAAUGCACAGCAGUAUAUGUGUUCGAUGUACGCGUUUCCCAACGUGCUUAAAGUGGCACCGCAGCCUCAAAAUGGAAUGAAUUUAUCUGUGAUAUCUGGCCCGGCGCCCGUCAAUUAUCGACCAAGUCCAGCCAGUAGUAGUAUAUCAGCCGAACAGUCUAGCUCGUCCCAGAAGUUUACAGGAUCGCCAUCAGCGCUCAUGAGGUCAACUAAAGCUCAAAGAGCCCGCGGAGCUACCAACAAUAUGCGCCUGAAGCAACUUGAACUCCGUGAGAAUCAUGCAGUAGCCUUGAGCUAACGCAGCGGGGGAGCAGCUUCAGUUGACGUAGCUUGUAACAAAGAGAUAAGGGUUUGGAUUUGGCGUGUGUGACAUGAAAAGAAUCCCCGGAACAAAAUCAUGUCCAUAGAUCAUCAAAAUAGUGCUUCGUACUUUAUGAGAAAUGUGAAAGUGAAAUUUUUAAGAACCCCAUUUGAGGAACCUGGAUUCAGUGUUUUCUAUCUAUCCAUACGUUCAUAUCGUAGUUAGUGUAGAAAGUAUAUUGUUUAUAAAGUAGUUAAGUGUGGAAUUUGAGCAAUUAUUGAAACUUUGUUUGCGAGAAUUACGACUGUUUUAAUACAAUUGUAUAUAGUUUUGUAAUAUCAAUAGAUUUCAUAUCUGACUGCGUGGUAUUUUUGCUGAAAAUGAAUGACAAUUCUCUGUUUAUGGCCAAAGACAUUUUCAAAAGUACAAUGGUUUUAAUCUAAAUAUAUUUGUACAGACUAAAAAGAUUAAUGGAGGGUUGAAAGAAUGAUUAAAUCUUGAUUAAAAGGAUGUAAAUAAUCGUCCUCAUCAGAAUAUGGCAAAAGUUUGUUCAUCACGGCGUUAUAGUUAAUGAUUCAAAAGUACAAUGGUUUUAAUCUAAAUAUAUUUGUGCAGACUAAAA